AUGCGAGUCGGAAAAGUUCAGAAAUUGCCUUCUAUUCAUUCUCGUUAUAAUUAUGAGGGGUUGGGUUCCAGCAACGGCUUGGUCUGUGUUAAAAUUGAGAAUGGUAUAAAUCCUCAUCCCAUUUUGAUAUGGAAUCCCGUGACUAGGGACAUCAGAGAGGUGCGCCCCAGAACUAUUGUUCAUUCUGACCUCAUUGCCGAGGUGGGAUUAGAGUUCUACAGAACUCACAUUGAUCCUCGUGAGCUUGAUGACCUUUAUGGAUUUGGGUUCAGUCCUCUUGAUAAUGAUUACAAGAUAGUGAGAAUUAAUGAAUAUAAUCAUUAUCAUAUUAAAGCCGUGGAAGUUUAUUCAUUGAAUUGCGGGUCAUGGAAGCACAUAGACGUUGUAGACGACCUAAGGGGCAUAUCAACAAGUGCUACAUAUAUCACUAUUAAUGGAGUUAUGUUUUGGGAUUUUACGUGGUGCGACGACGAGGAUCUAAUACUUCCAAUUGACCUAUUAAAGAAGGAAGUGUGUGAGUUCAUACCAUUGCCUCGCAUAUACGGUGGUUUUCGUCGUACAAGCCUUAUUGAGUAUGAGAACAAACUUGCUGUGGUUGCUUGCGUUGAAGAAAAUGAUGGAUCUUCUCUGAUUCAUUUGUGGGUGUGGGAGGAGGAUACAUGCCUAUCUGAGGACGAGGACGAGGAGAGAGGGGGAUGGACUAAAAUAUAUCCUAGCAGCCCUUCUACAUGGGGGACCUUAAAUCCCGUGACUAUUUGGAUUAAUGAGAUUGUCUUGCUACCUUUUGAUGAGAUUGAGAAUGAUGGACGUUAA
This is a messenger RNA of Neltuma alba, 813 nucleotides long. RefSeq names its product F-box/kelch-repeat protein At3g06240-like. The transcript has a single exon. Lineage: Eukaryota; Viridiplantae; Streptophyta; Magnoliopsida; Fabales; Fabaceae. The record is from RefSeq and is a predicted model, not a curated record. The coding region runs from base 1 to 813 and encodes 270 amino acids.